Messenger RNA from Morone saxatilis (striped sea-bass), 1935 nucleotides. It is a transcript of the gene prelp, whose product is annotated as proline/arginine-rich end leucine-rich repeat protein. The coding region runs from base 161 to 1300 and encodes 379 amino acids. Gene Ontology annotation, molecular function: protein binding. The record is from RefSeq and is a predicted model, not a curated record. Lineage: Eukaryota; Metazoa; Chordata; Actinopteri; Moronidae. The transcript is spliced from 7 exons.
GAGAGAGAGGGAGUGAGAGGGAGGGGAGGGUUACGGACUGACAGAAACAGGGGAAGAGAGAGAGAGAGGGAGGGGAAGGAAAAAAGUGAGAAAGGCAGAGAGAAGAAAAGACACAAAACUUGUGACUUGACAAAAGAGGGCAGGUACCAGAGGCAGGACUAUGAAGGCCGGCGCGGGACUCGUCUCUGCAUUGGCUCUGCUCCUCCUGAUGGGGGCAGUGUUCACCCAGAGACUUCGGCCAAAGAAGCCCACCAGGCGCCCAGUCACCACCAGGAAGCCUUCUGUCCCCCAGCCUGCUGCACCAGCACAGCCAGAGCCCCAGGAGCCAACUGACUUCCCCCCACCCAUCCUGGGCCCACCCUCCAUGUAUGCUGACUGCCCACGAGAGUGUUUAUGCUCGCCGAGCUAUCCGAAUUCUCUCAACUGUGAGAACCGGAACAUCCGUGUGAUCCCUGUCAUCCCAUUUAGAACCCACUACUUGUACCUGCAGAACAACUACAUCUCAGAGGUGACGCCAGAGGCGUUCGUCAAUGCCACUGAGGUUCGCUGGAUCAACUUGGCUAAUAACCGCAUUCAUCGAAUAAACAAACAGGUGUUUGAGAAGAUCCCAGCACUGCUGUACCUCUAUGCACAGCAUAACCAGCUCAAAGAGGUCCCUUCAGGUCUCCCAGCAAGCCUAGAACAGCUCCGUCUCAGUAGGAAUCGUAUUUCGAAGAUCCCUGCCGGUGCCUUCAACAAAAUGGGGAACCUGACUCUACUUGACCUGUACAACAACCAGCUGAGUGACAGUGACCUGGGAAAGAACACAUUUAAGGACCUGACGAGCCUCAUGCAGCUCAAUCUGGCUCGCAACAUCCUGAAAAAGAUGCCUGCUGGCAUACCUAGUGGCCUCAUACAGCUUUUCCUGGACAGGAACAAUAUAGAUGACAUCCCAAAAGACUACUUCAGAGACUUCACUCACCUGGCGUUUGUGAGGCUGAACCGCAACCAGCUGAGUGAUAAAGGACUGCCCAAGGCUGUGUUCAACAUAUCCACCCUGCUGGACCUGCAACUGUCCCACAACCAGCUCGCUUCCGUUCCUCUCUUCAACAGUCACCUGGAGCACCUGCACCUCAACCACAACAGCAUCGAGAGCAUCAAUGGCACCCUGCUCUGCCCAUUCAAUUUGCAGGCCGACUUGAGCGAUGACAGCCUGGUUCCUAGACUAAGGUACCUGCGUUUGGAUGGAAAUCACCUGAUCCCCCCCAUCCCUCUGGAUGUCAUCAUGUGCUUCAGACACCUUCGCUCUAUUGUCUUUUAGGAGAACUGUGCCUAAAGGCCUGAGGGCACACACACACACACAAACUACACACAUACACACACAUACACAAACUGACUUUAAGGCAGAACACGCUCAGUGGAGCACACGGUAUAUCCUCAGUGGAACUCAAAGCAAAUAAAUGAAACAACCGUGAAGCUUUGAUAGUUCAAGCUUUUUAGGUUUAAGUUUCAUUGUUGCCAGAUUCAAGAGAGUCAGAACAUUGAAUCUACAGAGUGAGUAUACCAACAUUUAGGGUUAGGUUUUUGUAGGAGUUACAGUUUAUCAGUCAUUCUUUGUUUAUUAAAUUACAAUGCAAAAAAAUGAGUAAAGCCUGAAAAUGCAGGUACAUUGACAGACAUGCUACAGAUAUAGAGGGUAGUUAUGUUAGCUGGCAGAUGAGUAGAACUGCCACCAAGGACAAUAAACAACAACCUGCAAUGGAUGUCAGAAGAACCAAUUUAAAACAUAACUACCAUGUAGUUGAAACUGUCCCAAAUGAGCCUGUGAUUUUCAAGGUACUCCAUGUACAAAUGUCAUUUUAUUCUUUUUAUUCUUAGUCUUCUGUAUAUUAUUCUUCUGUAUAAAGAAGCUUUGUACAAAUAAUGGAAAAUAAAACUUUUUCUUUUAUCAUUUGA